Messenger RNA from Periophthalmus magnuspinnatus, 2818 nucleotides. RefSeq names its product protein phosphatase, Mg2+/Mn2+ dependent, 1E (gene ppm1e). NCBI's taxonomy places the organism in Eukaryota, Metazoa, Chordata, Actinopteri, Gobiiformes, Gobiidae. The record is from RefSeq and is a predicted model, not a curated record. Bases 302 to 2080 code for a protein of 592 amino acids. Gene Ontology annotation, biological process: protein dephosphorylation; negative regulation of protein kinase activity. The transcript is spliced from 7 exons. Gene Ontology annotation, molecular function: protein serine/threonine phosphatase activity; cation binding.
GCCCACGUAAACCAUUGCAAAGUGGUGUGCGCGCGCGUUCACGUGAACUCUUUCUGCUUUCUCCUUUGCUUUGACGUCACUGCACUAUGAUCCGAAAUCCCUGAUAACUCGAGGCGCGCUCCCGCGGUGCUUUGCAUGAGGCUGAGCUGUGACAGCCCGGGCACGGCUCUAUUUGCAGACAGCUAGCCCCGCCGCGGAGGAGCCGAAGGCGCUGACAACACCACUGGUGCGGUUAGUCGACCUUCAUUUCGGCCGACAAGCUUCUGCCGGGCGGUGCGUUCUGUCUGUCCAGGAAUGAGAGAUGAUGGCUGGCUGUGCAGCAGAGGAGAAAACCUUCCGCCGCUUCCUGGAGCUCUUCCUCCGGGAGAUGAGGAUGCCUCUGCAGGAGAGCGACCCGUUGCCCAUGCGCCCUGUAUCGGACCUGCUGACGGAGGACGAGCUGGAGGGGGAGUGCCUGGACCUAUGUCUCCAGCACCUGUACAAAUAUAACUGCCCGUGCUCCCUGGCGGCGGCUCUGGCCCGGGCUACUACAGACAGCGUCCUGCAGAUGGACAUGUCCCAGCUGAGUAAAACUCAGGAGGGAGCCGACCUGCCCCAGGUGGAGUCGGUGAAACUGGCGCGCCUGCUCUUUAACUGCCUGUUUGACACAUGCUGCCAGUGGGUGAAGGAGCUGCCCUUCCAGCGUCGCCCACAGCCCUACUAUGAGACCUCCAUCCAUGCCAUCAAGAACAUGAGGCGCAAGAUGGAGGACAAGCACAUCAUCAUCCCCGACUUCAACACACUCUUCAACAUCCAGGACCAGGAAGAGCAGGCAUUCUUUGCGGUCUUUGAUGGGCACGGUGGAGUGGAUGCCGCCAACUACGCAGCCACCCACCUCCACGUGAACCUGGCCCACCAGGAAAGCUUCAACCAGGACCUGGGAGAGGCUCUGUACCGCGCUUUCCGACACACCGACGAGCAGUUUGUCAAGAAGGCUUCACGGGAGCACCUGCGCUGUGGGACGACGGGUGUGGUGACAUUUCUGAGGGGGCGCACUCUUCACGUGGCCUGGCUGGGCGACUCUCAGGUCAUCCUGGUCAGGAGGGGCCAGGUGGUGGAGCUGAUGAAGCCUCACAAACCUGACAGAGAGGAUGAAAAGAAGAGGAUUGAAGCUCUGGGCGGCUGUGUGAUCUGGUUCGGCACAUGGAGAGUCAAUGGCAGCCUGUCCGUCUCCAGAGCUAUAGGGGACUCUGAGCACAAGCCGUACAUCUGUGGAGAUGCAGACCACAGUCUGUUCCCUCUGGAUGGCUCAGAGGACUACCUGAUCUUGGCCUGUGAUGGCUUCUGGGACACGGUGGGCCCUGAGGAGGCAGUGCGGGUGGUCAGUGACCACCUGAGUGAGAACACAGGCGACACCACCAUGGUGGCACACAAGCUGGUGGCCUCUGCGCGUGACGCAGGCUCUAGUGACAACAUCACCGUUAUGGUGGUGUUCCUGAGGGAUCCACGCUGCCCUGCCCCCACCAGCCUUGAUGAGGAGGAGGAACCUAUGGUGGAGCAGGUGGAGCCAGUGGAGGAUGAGGGGGCAGGUGAGGAGGAAGAGGAGGAGGAAGAGGAAGAAGAAGAGGGGGCGAGGGUAGAGCGGGCUGGGGAGGGGGGUACUAAUGCAGACCAGGGUGUGAAGGCUCGUGGCUGGCCCCUGCAGCAGUGCUCGGCCCCUGCGGACCUCACAUAUGAAGACCGCACAGACUCUUUCACAGACAGGACCACCCUAAGUCUGGGACCUCCACUCAACCGCAUCUUUCUACCCAGGGGCCUGGGGAGAAAAGCGGAGGGGCCCCUGCGGCGCCAGUCCCUGCUCUGGUCUCAGAAGCUGGGCUCCACGGACCCCCUGUCUUCAUUGUCUUUUCCAUCUCUGCACACAGCAGCGUGGCUGUGCCCCAGGCUUGGCUCAGCCCUCAGGCCCACCCACGAGCGUCGCCGCCUCCGCAGGGCCCUGCUGGGGCCUGCCCCUCAUGCCCUGCCCCAUAUCCAGCCCCCUGUGCAGGGACACAGGCACAGAGUGGAGCGCCCUCACCUGCCUCUGGAGGCCUCCAUCUGAAGCCCUGUCCAUGAGCACAGCUGCCCGCUUCAGCUCCACCCCUCUCACAUGUUUAGUGGCUCCUCCGUGAACUCAAUGUGCUUUUGUUUGACACAGUGUCCACUCACUGACCAUAGCACCACCACACAGGGCAGACACAGCAAUAAUGCUGCGCAAACUCUAGUUUGUUCUGAUUUGACCCUAGUUAAGUGUAUAUGUUUAGUUUGAGUCAAAGGUCAAACUCCUGUAUUUCCAUGGUAAUGAUCAAAAGUACCAUUACCCUAGCGCUUUAGAGUCUGCUACUCACUACAUCAUUGUUGCCAUUUGUCCUGCCUUUAGUGUUAUAAAGGGAUAUCCAUACUUGAGUUCUAUAUAAAGGAGUUGUCCGUCCUCAGUGCGUAGUUAAACAGGGUCUGUAGAUCAUUCCUUCACUCAGUCUGUGGAGCGUGUCUGUGCUGAUGAUGAGGAACACUUGUUUUACUCUAGUUAUUAUGAUUCUAGUUCUUAUAAGCCAUACUUGUACUGCCAGGAGGCAGGCGUCCUCUGUGGAGUUUGCUGCGUCUGUAUGAUUCAGGGACAGUCCAUAUCACUCUGUAUUAAAGGUAUUUUAUUGUGUUUCUGAAGUGCAGCGCCCUCAUUCUGCUCCAACCUGUAAGUGCAGACAUGUGCCUUUCAUUUGACUCCAGUGGUUCAUUUGAAUGAAGGAGAAAGUCCUUGUGUUCUGAUAAUAGAUGCUGAACUGCCCUGCUCUGCACCAGC